UUCCAACCGUCCGCGAACACACCCUUUUUGACCUAUGAAGGAUCCGUAAAAUCUCGCGAUAGGCUCAGCUCGCGAGCAAACUGUCAUGGCCGCGCCUAUCUACAAUCACAGGCUUCUACUCUAAGGAAAACGACGGCAGGCAUGAGUUUUUUUCCAUACGUAGAAGCGACGUGUGUGUCAUCUUGAUAACUUUAAAGUCUUUUGAAAGUAUUUCAGUAACUAGAAGAUGAAUAACAGAACAGGUUCCUUUUUAUGGAACCUCAGACAACUCAGUACUUUAGUUCCAACAGGCAGAACUGUGAGACUGUAUCCUUUGGCUUUUUGCAGACCAAAUAUUGCUUAUUCAAACUGGAACCGAAGAAACCUCUUAAAUACCUUUGAUAAUAAAAUGCAAUCAUCUGUUAGAUAUCUCUUUCAGGAUGCUUUAAUUUUUAAAUCAGGAGGUGAUGGCUGUCAAACAAAGGGCAUAAGCACAGUAACAGUCUUUACAGUUGACAAACUACUUUGUCCUAGAAGACUGUCCUUGGAUUCAAAACACUUUCUUGCCUCUGAUAAUGAACUGAAGAAAAGCUUUCAUCAGGAGGCCUCUGAUGAAGAUGUUCUCACCAAGAGAAGAAAACCAACCCUGAUCAACAGUAGAAAACUGUCUCAGGAGUGUAAUUCCCUGAGUGAUGUGUUAGACAUAUUUUCAAAAGCACCUACAUUUCCUAGUAGUAACUAUUUCUCAGCCAUGUGGACAGUUGCCAAACGGAUGUCCGAGGACCAGAAGCGCUUUGAAAAACAAUUGAUGUUUAACCACCCUGCGUUUAGCCAGCUGUGUGAACAAGUUAUGAGAGAAGCCAAGAUCAUGUAUUUCGACAACCUGCUGUUUAGUCUUCAUGCUAUAGUGAAGCUUGGGAUUCCUCAGAACACACUGCUCGUACAGACUUUGCUGAGGGUGGUCCAGGAACGUAUCAAUGAGUGUGAUGAGAAAUGUCUUUCAGUUUUGUCAACUAUCUUAAACACAAUGGAGCCAUGCAAGAAUGUGGAUGUUCUUCUGGCAGGAAUGCGGAUGCUAGUUGAUGAGCAAGUUUGGAAAAUAAAACAUGUCUUCACAUUACAAACUGUAAUGAGAAGUAUUGGAAAAGAUGCUCCGAUUGGUCUUAAAAGGAAAUUGGAGAUGAAAGCCUUGAAAGAAUUAGACCAAUUUUCUGUUUUGAAUUGCCAGCACAUGUUUGCGGUACUGGCCGCCAUGAAUCACCGUUCUGUUAUCCUUCUGAAUGAGUGCAGUAAGAGAGUCACAAGUAACAUCCAUGGGUGUCCUUUUAAAAUAUUGAUCAACAUAUUGCAGUCUUGCAGGGACCUCCAGUAUAUUAAUAUAGACCUUUUUAAAGGAAUAGCGGAUUAUGUGGCUACAACCUUUGACAUCUGGAAGCUGAAAAAAGUUCUUUUUCUCCUCAUUUUAUUUGAAAACUUUGGCUUUCGACCUGUUGGUUUGAUGGACUUGUUUAUAAAGAAAGCAGCAGAUGAAUCUGGCUUCUUAAAUGUGAAAAGCCUUGUCUGUAUUCUUAAUGUAUAUUCUUCUCUCAAUCACUUCUACAAAUGCCAGACCCACGAGUUCCUAGGAGUUAUGGCCAGUGCUCUGACUGGUAGUCUUCACCACAUAUCUUCUGAAAACCUGUUAAAUGCAGUGUGUUCAUUUUGCUGGAUGAACCAUUUUCCCCUGGCCCUCAUUAAUCAGCUUCUUCAAAAGGACGUCAUUGAUGAUCUGCUGACGUCAGGUGACGUGGAGAGGAAUGCUCACAGGCUGCAUGUUGUGGCUGCUUGUCUAAAGCUCGAUGACGCUCCUCGUCACAAGGACCUGGACUUGGCGCUGCCGCGGUUGCCCCCCGCACCCUCAUAUCCUCAACCAAAGGUUGCCGCAGCGCUGAGUGACCUUCUGGGAGAAGGACACUUCUCUCAAAGUGUACGGUUGCCGCACAAUUAUUUUAUCGAUUUUGAAAUCAGAAUGGAUAAUAACCGGAGCCAAGUGCUUCCAUUUUCCGAUGUGGAUGUGGUGACUGCUACAGAUAUUCAGAGAGUAGCUGUACUCUGUGUUCCUAAAUCUGCCUACUGUUUGGAUUCAACCCACCCCAAAGGAUACCUUGCUAUGAAAAUGCGGCAUUUGAAAAUAAUGGGUUUUCAUGUAAUCGUGGUCAAUAAUUGGGAGGUGGAAAAACUACAGAUGAAGGAUGCAGUCACGUUUUUGAAGACUAAAAUCUAUUCACCCAAAGCACUGUCUGCUGCUGAUACACAUUUGCAAAGCACAUGUUAAAGUAAAAAGCAACCUUUUAAUGUUUUGAGACCUGAAUUUGUAAAAAUAACUUUAAUAAAGACUGUAAUUCAGUUGUUGAUGUAAUUUACGUGACUGCUCACCAUAAUACGAAGUGUUAUUUCAGUUCACUGUUAAAAUUAGUGUUAAGAAUGAAAGAAAUGUUGUUACUGGCACUUUAGAAUAUGCUGAGAAAAUUCCAGAAGGGUCAUCUUUGCAGUAGUACCUAUUCUUUCCAGUAUGCAGAUACCCUACAGAUUCAUGAGCUGUAGAUUUUACUGUUUCUCAUUAGAUGCAUUUGAAACUCAUCUGAUGCAUUUGCAUUCUCAUAGAUGCAUUUGCAUCUCAUUUGAUGCAUUAGAAACUGAUUUCUUGGCUGUGAUGGGUUGCAGGUAGUUUGGUGUGGGCAGUCCUCAGCUUGGAGUCUAAGCUAUUUUAGGACUUAGUUGUGGACAGCAUUUUCAAGCACUGACCACAAAGCGAUUGGACUAGGUUCUCAAGUUAAAAAUGUAUACAAAUUAAGGAGGUGGCAUGUUAAAAAUGAGUGAGUAUCGGGCAUCUGCAGUUGUAACAAGCAUUCUAGGUGAAAGUAGUUUGUGGACCAACCUAAGAGAAACAGAGAUGAGAUAACACAGAGAUGGCAAGGAGUCCAAAUUCCUUAAGACUGAUAGGCUGUGGGUUGCCUCUUUUUUGAGGUCAUUCCUUUCUCCCUCUUCCCCACUGCGUUCACCAUUUCACAAAGUCUUUUUAACUAAAUAUAUAUAGCUGAACUCUUGUGAGCCAGACUUGGGGGCUAUUUUUCAGUUAUGUGUGUAAUUCUUUUGUGGAAAUACUUGUUCACGUUUGUCGUAUGCCUGUCUGUCUAAUAUUUGACUUGCUGGUAUAGCAGGUUUGACUUGCUUGAUAUAGCAGGUUUUACCAUGUGUAUGUUGGUAUUAUUUUACCCCCAUGCAAAAGCCUGAAUGUGAGGUGAGUGUGUGGUGAGGCCCCACCCUCUCACCAUCCCUGAAAUUCAUUUAUUGAAACCUAACCCCCAGUGUGAUAGUAUUUGGAGGUAGAGCUUUGGGAGAUGGCUAGAUCAUGAGGGUGGAGGUCUCAUGAAUUGAAUUAGUUCUCUUCUGAAAGAGACCUCAGAGAGCUCCCUAUCACUUUUCCUUGUGAAGUCAGUGAGAAGAUGACCAUCUGUGAACCAGGAAAGGGGCCCUCACCAGACACAGAAUCUGCCAAAGCCUUGAUCUUGGACUUCCAAACCUCUCCCACAGUUAUUUGUGAGAAAUACAUUUCUGUUGUUUAUAAGCUACUUAGUCUAUGGCAUUCUGUUAAUGUCAGCUGGGAUGGACUGAGAUACUCCAAAUACACAGACGUGCAAUUACUGAACAUCUUACUCUCUGCCGGGCACUGCUAAGUAUUUGGGUAUAUUUCUCCAUUAACUGCUUGACGUGUGAAGUCGCUCAGUUGUGUCCGACUCUUUGCGACCCCAUGGAGUGUAGCCUACCAGGCUCCUCCGUCCAUGGGAUUUUCCAGGCAAUAGUACUGGAGUGGGUUGCCAUUUCCUUGGGACCCUUAUUUCCUCUUAUCUAAUAAGAGGAUAAAUUAUUUAUAAAGGCUAUAUAAAUAGGAUAGGGCUGGAAUUUGAACCUGAGCUCAUAUGGACUUACAAGAAAAGUAGUUGAGAAACCCCAAGUUGGCAAUAAAAAGCCUCUAGCAAUAUGACUGCAUCUGUCACAGGUUUUAGCAGCUUAUCCUCCCUGCAUUUAGAAAAGGUUAGAGCUGAAAGGAAACACAUCAAUCAUUUAAUCCACCUCCCUCAUUUUAUGGAUGAGGAAGUAAAGGUUCAAGAAUUUGAUUUUUCUGGAGUUUCAGCCACAUCAUUGAUUUCCACGUUAUUUCCUUUUCUGCUGCUCUGCAGCUUGUGUAUCAGGAAAUCUGGACUUUUAUUCCAGAUUGGACAUCGUCUAGUUUUAUGUACUUGACCAAGUGAUUUAAUCUUAUAAGCUUCAGAACAAGAGUUGAAAAUACUCUUAUUAGGGAACUAACAUUUUCAUUCUUUAAAUAGUAAAUACAUAUGUAAGUUUUUUCUAAUGGCUAAUUAUGACUCAUUUUCAAAGGAUUGGACAAAUUUAUCGAUUCUUUGGAGGAACCAGCAUUGCUCUUUCACUGGUAUUACUGGUAUUAGCAUUCUUCUUUGCUGUAUAGUCUAAAAAAAAUCUUGUGAGACUGAAGGUAUAGAGGGAAGGAAAAUAAUUUAAUAGUACAUACGUCUUCUCAGGAUUAAGAUUUACUCUCCACUCCAGGAAAAUAUAUAAAUAUUUUCCUUUUCUGGUAUUUAUUCAGUUGAUUGAAAAUGAAAACCACUUAACUCAUCUGAUUUCAUGGGCCCAUUUCUCACACAAUUAGGAUCAAUAAAUAAAAGAUGGGAGUUUAUAAAUCUAAAUCCUGACUCUUCCUGAUUAAAUCACAAAAUAUGUUAAUAUUUUAGUUCCAAACUCUAAAGAGGAUAAAGUAAUCUACUUUAUUAACCAACUGAAAGAGUGAAUAUGAAAGAUAUAAAGUUGGAUACAUUUAUGUAUAUGGCUUGCUUCUGAUGCAGCCUUAUGCUAAUAAGUCAGCCACCUUGUGAAGGAAGGCUGUAAUAGAUGUAAAAGAUGUAAAUAGAUGUAAAAGACUGAUUUUUUUUUUAAUGUUUAAUUUUGAGUCCUGACCUUUUUUUUGGUUGUGUUUUGAGCAGUGUUAGGAUUGGCUUUUGUUUUUAUUUUUUGAUUCUUAAACUUUUUUAAUAUGUCCAUUUGUGUUGCAUCACACAAAUGUAAACAUCUAGUCAAGAGAAAAAUAAAGGUGAUAUGUUUAUGACACAUAUCUAAGUAAAGAGCUCCUAUAGUUUGAUAAGAUACACAUUACAAAAGAAAAACGAGUGAGGAGCUGAUCAACAUCAAAAAAUUUCAGUCUGUUCGUAAUCAGAGACAUACACAUUCAAACAAAUGAGAGGUUUUGCCUUUCUAAAUUAGCACCGUGUGUUUUUUUCCUUUUAAGAAUCAUAGUGGUGACAGGUAAUGAGGCAGGCACUUGCGUAUGCUGCUGGUAGAAUGUAAAUUAAUACAAUCUUUCUGGAAUGCAUUUUGUGACUUUUCCCCCUGUACUUUAAAAAAUAGCUUUAUGGAAGUAUAAUUGACAAACAGCAAACUGCAUAUAUUUAAAGUGCCCAAUCUGUUGUUUUAACAGAUUUCACAUAUAUAUAAAAUAUCCAUGAAAAUGCCACCACAAUCAAGGUAGUGAACAGCCACCAUCCCCGAAAGUUUCCUCCCUUUUUGCCUUUCCUUUUGUUCCCUGGAAACCAGUGACGGGCUUUCCACCACCAUGGAAUGCUCUAUUGUCUUGAAACCAUUGAUACCUAUUGACAUUGACUAGGAGUUAGAUUUUUAAUUGUCUUUGUGACUUACGCACCCUUAGUAUACACAUGAUAAAUAUUUGUAUUAUUCCCACACUGUAUGUAAGGAUUCUUACCACUCCAUUGAUUUCAUAUUUUACUGCAUAUAGCCUAACACCGGGAAGUACUUAAGCGUUCCUCAUUAAUGGAAUAUAUAUCUUCUAAGCCCUUGCUACUCAGAAUGUGGUCCACAGAUUAGCAGGAUCAGCAUCUUCUGGGAGGUUGUUAGGAAUGCAGACUCUUGGAACCCAUCUCAGACCUACUGAACAGGAACCUGUAUUUUUACAAUAUCCCAAGUGAUUUGUAUGCUCAUGAAAAUGCGGGAAGCGCUGUUCUAAGACAUCAUUUUAAUAUUUGUAAAAUAUCUAGAUAUACCAUAAUUUACUUAAUGAUGUGGAGAAAACUUUACACUUUUAUUAAAUGGGAAAACAAACACUUGAUUCUAUAUGUAGAGGAUUCAAAUUUUGUUUUCCUGUUUUUUUUUUCCAAAUUUUGUUUUCCUGUUUUUUUUCCAAAUUUUGUUUUAAAUAAUGGCAAGAGGUGUAUAAAAAUGUAGAAAGUGGUAUUUC
Molecule: messenger RNA, 6283 nt
Organism: Dama dama (fallow deer)
Lineage: Eukaryota; Metazoa; Chordata; Mammalia; Artiodactyla; Cervidae
Gene: FASTKD2
Product: FAST kinase domains 2
Exons: 12
Coding region: 227-2293 (688 amino acids)
Biological process (GO): regulation of mitochondrial mRNA stability; mitochondrial RNA processing
Cellular component (GO): mitochondrial matrix; ribonucleoprotein granule
Molecular function (GO): RNA binding
Source: RefSeq, a predicted model, not a curated record